Messenger RNA from Styela clava, 4146 nucleotides. Its product is annotated as protein FAM227A-like. The record is from RefSeq and is a predicted model, not a curated record. Lineage: Eukaryota; Metazoa; Chordata; Ascidiacea; Stolidobranchia; Styelidae.
AAACUGGAAAAAAAUUAUCGCCUAACCCCAACCUAUUACCCAUGUUACGUUCCGAUGUCCGCCAUCUUGGUUCGCAUACUUCGGGAGCACCUAAAAAUGAAUACAACUACAUAAUAUUCUGCUUAAAGUUGGUUAUUAAAGUCUAAAAAAUAAGACAAUUUUUGAAUUUAAAUAUUGAUCGCUAGAUUACAUGUACUUUGUCAUUAUUAAGAUUUUUUAAGCCAAGUUCCAUGGUUAAUUGUUUUUUAGUAGAAAUGCAGUCAUUGAUCGCUGGCAAUAGUGUAGCAAGCGUAGGUUUUAUUUUGUUGAAUGCAUUGUGCAAUCAUUGUUAAAUCUUUUCAAGUUGUUCCAAUUCAAAGUGACUGAAAAGUUUUACCAAAACUUGUGCUUCCCGAUGUCUUUCUUUGGGGGCCUCAAUAUCAUUUUUUAGAAAAAUUGUUAGUUUUAGUCAAAAGUUUCUAUUUGUUGUUUCUUUGAAUGGCAUCAAUUAUUGGGUACAUACUACUUCAAUGCAAAAAUGUUUAGCGAAUUCCGGAUUCAAAAUUGAUUGUGCUUUAUUAACACUGGUUGUAAUUUUUUAACUAAGCAUGGUAUAAUCAGUGCUUACAAUCAUUAGUAAGUGGCAAACGUUUUUCCAUUUUGAUUCUGGAAUAAUAAAAAUAAAGCACAAAAUCUUGGGUUGAAAAUUUUGUUGUUUAAUAUUAGUUUACAAAAAAACUUGUACUUUUUCAUCCUGAAACACAUAAAUGUCCUCUACAAUCACUUUCUGAAAUUUGCACACUUUUUACAAUAUUAUAUCUGAUAUAAUAUUAUUCAAAAGUGUCUUGUUUAUUAAGUGCAUAGGUAUACAAUGCCAUCUUAAAUGUUAUAUUUCAAUAUUGCUUAAAUUAUAAAAAGCCUGUUUUUGACAAUGACACCAAUCUUAUUUGAAUGUUCACUGAUUCCUUUGAUUUGGUAUUCCAUACCGUUGUACAUUAUUUUACAUCAGUGGAUAAUGCAAAAAAUCAUAUAUAACUAAUGUUUUUGUGUUUGUGUAUACACUAUCUAUUGUGAGUUUAAAUUGAUAUGUUAUUGACGGAGUGCAAAUAUGAAACACUCUAUAAUGGUUUCAUAGUUAUUUGGAGAAAAUAAGUUGAAUCAAGGUAAUUGUAUUAAAAUAAAAUAAGUCCUUAAAAACUUUGUCCUUAGAAUUCAAUUCACCCACUGAAACUAAACGCCAACAAGCAUCAACAAACACAAUCAAGGUAUUCACUUCUAAACAAUGCUAAACACAUUUCCAGAUUCAUUCCUAAAAAAAUAGUUUGGCAGUUUUUUCUGAAAUUUUGAUCCAAAUUAUUGCUAUAAAGAUGUGUUAAAUUUUGUGACAAUAAAUUAAACUUUUAUCAUGAUUUUUGCAUAUGGAUCAAUAUAACCGCCUUCAGCGAAUAUCAAUAUGGCAUAAUAUUUCAACCUAAAAAAUGUCCAAAAUGCUAUUUUGACUUAUUUCACUGUCGCUUGUAGUUGUGUAAUUGAAUAAUUGUUUCUAAAUCCCAGCCAUAAAACCUUAGUUGAAUUUAUAUUUAGUAUAGAUAUAGACUAAUUAUGCCAAUGACCUAUACUUUAGUAACUGGUUUAGUUUUUGACUGGGAUAAUCACUGCACGCUUUCUAGGUUAUGUGCUUUGCAAUACUGUAAACGGAUUUUGUUCUUAUUUUAGAAUGAUAAUGUAGUAAUUUUUUUCCAAACAAAGACUGCUUUUUGGGUAUAAAAAUAAGAAAAAUGUCACACAUCAGUAGGAUCGCGUCUCCUAUGAGCUUAUGUGAAGAGGAUUUAUUCGAUGUCGACAAAAAAGUACAAAGCAAAAUUCGUCUUCUUGAACAAUUACAAAAAGAAUCGCCCGCUUCUUUUCUUGUUGGUACGAUUGGAAAAAUUAACCAAAGAAUCACCAAUCUUGAUGAAGAAUUAUCAAAAUAUGAGAGCCAGCUUGAAAUUGACAGUAGAACACCAGAGCCGCAAAAGAGAACUGAAUCUUAUGCUGAAAGCUAUUCUCCCUCUAUGAGCAUUCGUGGAACAACUCCUUCAGAGAAAAAGUAUGGUGCUGAUGUAGAAAAACAAGCUCCUGGAACUCCAAGAGCAAAAUCAAGUGACGCUCCUCGAUUGGUUGAACUCCAGCAGUUCCCAGGAUGGAAUAAGAAGAAAUGUGCUCCUCUUCCGCAUUCUUUACAAACUAACAAGGUGCUUGAUAAUGUUGUCGCUGCUCAACCAGAUUUGAAACACAAAGUUGCGUUUCGUCGGGAGUUUUGCAGACUACUGUUUUCAAAAAUGCAAGAAUCGAUCCUGCAAGAUGGUUUCUGGUGGUUUUUCUUGAGAAAAUUUCAUCCUGAUCCAAUCAACCAAGGCAAGCUCUUUAAAAGAAUAUCAACCAAUUUUGUUGGUCUGUUACUCAGUGCUGAAAUUCCGAAGUAUAGAGAUUUGUUUUUCGCUAAUUAUGGUACAAUUCUGGCUCAAUCAAUUUAUGCUGCUUUUUGUCUUGCAUUUCCGCAAUCAUGGAGGCAGUUUGACGAACCAGCGUUCAAGGAAAUGUUAGCUCAAGUUUGCGGCGAAUGGAUUUCAGGUAUUCCACCACCACCUCGCUCUUAUGAAAAAUGGAAUAUGGCAGCUUUAGAGCCAGACGGGAUGCGAAAGGAAGAAGUUAUAAAAAAGAAAAAGAGACCUGAUCAUGCAGCCAAGUCUCUGGGUGGAAGAGCAAGUUCAUAUAGCUCCGCUGCUUCAACUAAAACAUCGUCAAUUCGAUCACCGACUGGAUCUCAAAAAACGCAUGGAUUAAGAAUGCAUACUGCUAAAUCAGAUGCUGCAUCUUGUGCGCAUUCUCCCAAACUAACACCGCGUGUUGCGGAAUUAGCAUCUGAGCAAAAUGCCCUUUCGACAAUCACAGAAGAACCUUUGACAUCUACCACUGAAAGCACUGCUGGAUUCAGAACGAAGUUUAUUGCACCAAAAAGCGAUUCAUCUUGUGCUGCUGGGCGUGCUAUGGAGUUUUCAAGGAAUGUCUUCAACGUGUACGGUCGCUCACCAUUGCUUGUCCAAUUUUCUCGUCAAUAUGGUUUCGAGAAAAAAUCCUUUUUCGAUGUAUUAGUCCAGCAUUCACUUAUUCAAACACCACCAGCUAAAGAUGCCCAAACCUAUCAAGACAUCAUUUACGAGAGCAGAAUUAAAGCAUCCGCCGCAGCACAAUCUUUCAAACAUAUUUACGAAGAAGACAUGAAAGCUCACAAAUCUUUUUGUGCAAAACAGCGAGAGGAAUUACAAAAUUUCAAAAAGAAAACGGAUAAAUUAUUGUCGAAGCCACGUCAAGUUCACUAUCUUAGUAAUCUCAUCUUAAUGGAAAUGAAGAACUUAGAAGAAGAUACAAAUCCGGUUGGUGCCACUGCAACAGUUCAAGCUGCUUUAUCUGCAGAAUCAGCUGAUUAAAAUGUUAGAUAACAUAUCACUGUGCCUUAUCAGUUAUCUUAGUAUUAAUAUAUAGAUUGUAUUAUGUUGUCAUAGUUUUAACAUCUAUUGUUCACUGUAAUUUUCGUAACUGCUGUACUACUACUUCACCUAAAUAUAUCUUCAAGUGUAGUUUUAAUUUUAUAGUAAUAAUAUAUUUAAGUUUCAUUGCCAUGAUUAUACCAUACAAAUUGAUACAAUGUAUUUUACCAAAGUUGUGUGUGCUCAUUGUAGUUUUACAAGCAUAUAAUGGAAUGAUAUGUUUUUUCGAAAAUUAUCAUAAAUUCCAAAAAAAGUGCUUUGUGAUAUUAUUUUAUCUUCAAACGUUUGUAGUUUUUUGAUGAAUCUAGAUUAAAAUUAUUCGUUGGUGCCAUUGACAUGAUUAUACAAGGAUGUAAUUUAUCAAAUUUUUGCGUGCCUAUAAGCCCAUUGUAUUGUUACAAGUAUAUAAUAGAAUGAUAUUUUUUUAGUUAUUAUUACAAAUUCCAAAAAAAGAGUACUUCAUGGUAUUAUUUUACCUAAUAUAUCUUCAAAUGUUUGUAGCUUACCUGUUACAGCAUAAUUCAAUGAAAUGUCAUUGCCAUGACUAUACAAUGCUGUUUUUUAUAAUAUGUUUGUGUGCUUAUUGCUUAUUAUAGUUUUACAAGCAUAUAAUAAAAUGAAUUGUUCUAUUUUUAGA